AUGUCUACCAGCAAAUGCUCCAGAUGCAUUGGGAUUUCCUUGUUCUCGCUCUCUAUCUGUGCGAUUGUCUCUAAUCUUCUCCUCUACUUCCCUAAUGGGCAAGUGCUAGACGCCGACAGGAUCACUGACUUGGUCUGGUUUUUCCAUGGCAUUCUGGGAGCUGGAAUACUGAUACUAUUGCCAGCAUUUAUGAUGCUGGGCGCUGGCGGAGAAGGAUGCUGCGGUAACAGAUGUGGAAUGCUGCUCUCUGUCCUCUUUGCUGUGUUGGGAGCCUUUGGCGGCGUGUACUGUGUGAUCAUCUCCUCCUUGGGGUUGAUUAAUGGCCCUCUUUGUGAUAUUGGCGACGAGGUAUACAUUUACCCUUUCAGGAACAGCACCUUCAUGGAUAAUUAUUUGUUUAACCAGACCACAUGGAGCAUUUGCAAAAAGCCGGAAAACAUCAUCCUUUGGAACGUGGUCCUGUUUUCCCUCCUGUUGGCAAUCGGCAUGCUCGAAGCUGUCCUUUGCUUCAUCCAAGUUGUCAACGGGCUGCUUGGGUGCAUGUGUGGCACCUGCGUCAGGAAAAGAAAGACUAAUGUUGCAGGAAUGUGA
Messenger RNA from Gekko japonicus, 591 nucleotides. Its product is annotated as transmembrane 4 L6 family member 1-like. NCBI's taxonomy places the organism in Eukaryota, Metazoa, Chordata, Lepidosauria, Squamata, Gekkonidae. Bases 1 to 591 code for a protein of 196 amino acids. Gene Ontology annotation, cellular component: membrane. The record is from RefSeq and is a predicted model, not a curated record. The transcript has 5 exons.